CACACCCCGGCGGAGCCAGGCCAGAAGGGACGCGCCACCCCAGCUCUCGGCUGAGCCCCAGCCCCCGCCCCGCGCCCAUGGCCUUGCCGGGACCCCGAGCUUUACGGGCUGCGCUCUGUGGCGGCUGUUGCUGCCUCCUCCUGUGUGCCCAGCUCGCUGUGGCUGGUAACGCGGGCCAGGGUCCGGUUAGGAGCGGGGCAGGUAAAGGAGCUCGAGGCUUUGGGCGGGGAGCCCUGCUCCGAAUGAACAUCUGGCCAGCUGUCCGAGGGACCUGCAAACAGCUGAAGCUCUGUGAGCAUUGUGUGGAGGAGGACAGAGCGCACAACCUCUCGGGCUGCGUGUGGGAGCAAUGUCAGCCCGAGGAGCCAGGUCACUGUGUGGACCAAGCUGAGGUGAUCCAGGAAGGUUGCUCUGUCUACAACCACUCCGAGUCGUGUCCAGCUGCCCACCACCACCCCACCUAUGAGCCGAAGACAAGCACAACAGGGGGUCCUCCUGUCCCCGAAGCCCACAACCCCGGCUUUGACGGGGCCAGCUUCAUCGGAGGCAUGGUGCUGGUGCUGAGCCUGCAGGCGGUGGCCUUCUUCGUGGUGCGCUUCCUCAAGGCCAAGGACAGCACCUACCAGACGCUAAUCUGACCCCCUUCAGGCCUGGAUUCCACACUGAGGGGAAGGAGGACGAAGAGGUGGCCCUCUUGGGGCACUGGGGAUGGGGAAAACUUUGGCCGCCAAUUUCUGGCCCCUGAAGGCACCGAGCCGUCUCAGUGUCGAUACCUGGGCCUGGUACCUGCAGCUGAGAGCAUCCGUCAGCCACCUCCUGUCUCAUCUGUCACCCCUGUGGGCCCCCUCCGGUACCUGCUUGGCACUGGGGCUGUGCCCGCCUCCUCCCACCGACCUGGCCUGGGCACUGCCCCAAAUAAAGGAACUCUUUCCAGCUGUG
Messenger RNA from Eptesicus fuscus (big brown bat), 939 nucleotides. It is a transcript of the gene CD164L2, whose product is annotated as CD164 molecule like 2. NCBI's taxonomy places the organism in Eukaryota, Metazoa, Chordata, Mammalia, Chiroptera, Vespertilionidae. The coding region runs from base 78 to 638 and encodes 186 amino acids. The record is from RefSeq and is a predicted model, not a curated record. Gene Ontology annotation, cellular component: cytoplasmic vesicle. The transcript is spliced from 6 exons.